AUGAUCACGACGGACAUCGCUGCAUCUGAUGAUGUAGCAAAUAUAACCGGCGCGCUCCUGGAUUAUGACCUAGCUGCUCUUAAGAACUGCACCGAUGACGUGGAUGAACUCAGAACGUCCUACCUGCCGCCGCUAUACAGCAUGAUCUUUGUUGUGGCGUUUCCAGGCAACAUCAUUGCCCUUGCCGUGUAUGCUUUCAAGAUGCGACCCUGGAAGAGCAGCACCAUUAUUAUGUUCAAUCUGGCCUGCACAGAUUUAUUGUACUUAAGUGGCCUUCCUUUUCUGAUCCACUACUACGCCAACGGGGAGCACUGGAUCUUUGGAGAGUUCAUGUGCAGGUUUAUCCGCUUCGGGUUCCACUUCAACCUAUACAGCAGUAUCCUCUUUCUAACGUGCUUCAGCAUCUUCCGAUACUUAGCGGUUGUCCACCCGAUACGGACUUUUUACUUUCGGAAAAAGUCAUGGACUGUCGUGGCCUGCAUUGUUGCUUGGGCCAUUUCGCUGACGGUGGUGACACCUGUCAACUUUUUGAUUACCUCCGCAGAUCAAGAGAACAAAUCUAUUUGCCUUGACCUUACGAGUUCUGAAAACCUGGAUGUCAUUCGGUGGUACAACUGGCUUUUAACGGGAUUCAUUUUCUAUGUGCCUUUAAUAACGGUGACCCUUUGCUACGCCCUGGUCAUUUACACCUUGGCAACUGGGCCCCACACUCAAAAUCCUUAUAAACAGAAGGCUCGUAAACUUGCCUUUCUCCUCCUGGUGGUCUUUUAUGUGUGUUUUCUACCCUUCCACGUCUUUAGGAUUGUUCGAAUUGAACUAAGGCUGCGUCCAGUCAGCUGUGAGGUCGAAAACCAAAUCCACGCCGCCUACAUUAUCUGUAGACCAUUGGCUGCACUCAACACAUGUGCCAACCUGUUACUUUAUGUCAUAAUCAGUGGUAAUUUCCAGCAGGCCGUCCAGUCUCUUUUGAGAUGCCGGUUGAGCAACUACAUACAACAAUCAGGGAGUCACAGUGAAUUGAACAAGUCUGGAAUUAUAUUAAAAUUAUGA
Molecule: messenger RNA, 1050 nt
Organism: Eublepharis macularius
Lineage: Eukaryota; Metazoa; Chordata; Lepidosauria; Squamata; Eublepharidae
Product: 2-oxoglutarate receptor 1-like
Exons: 1
Coding region: 1-1050 (349 amino acids)
Biological process (GO): G protein-coupled receptor signaling pathway
Cellular component (GO): plasma membrane
Molecular function (GO): G protein-coupled receptor activity
Source: RefSeq, a predicted model, not a curated record